CAUCACGUUACUGUAUUUAAAAAUUAAAGUAAUUUGUUUUUAACUAAAAAAAAACUGCACAUAUUUUCAAAUAUGUGCACACCGAAAUGCAGUGUCAUCUACAGGCAAAAUGAAAAAUUUGCAGGAUUCAUUAAACACAACACGUGCAGUGAGCGCUGUUGUAAAUACUGUGUUUAAAUCAUGUUAUAAAUAUUUAAACGAAUUUAAGUUUAUAUUUAAUUAAUAUGUUUAAAAAUUAACUGUAUCUAGUCAUUUGAUUUAUAUAAUUUCACAAAAUGAGUUCUAAACCGGUUUUCUCCAAACCCGGAGAUAGUAUGUGGCAAGAAGAUAAACCAGAUAUAGAUGCCCAUUCAUCAACACAAUUUGUAUAUAAUGCACAUCAUUCUCUUGCGCUUGAUAUGCAACGUAAACGUUUACCAACAUUUCAAUACAGAAGUCAUAUUAUUUAUUUAUUGGAAAAAUAUCAAACAUUAGUUUUAAUUGGAGAAACAGGAUGUGGAAAAAGUACACAACUACCUCAGUAUCUUCUUGAGGCAGGAUGGUGCGCAGACGGAAAAAUGAUCGGCAUCACGGAACCGAGGAGAGUCGCAGCCACUUCUUUAGCUAAUCGUGUUGCCGAUGAACGCAAUUGUAUUUUAGGCACCGAAGUUGGUUAUUCUAUUCGUUUUGACAAUUGUACAGAUGAAACGACAAAAAUUAAGUACAUGACGGAAGGAAUUUUACUCCGAGAAUUAAUGAGUGACCCGUUAUUGACCAGUUACUCGGUCAUCGUCGUGGAUGAGGUGCACGAAAGGACCCUUCUUACUGACAUUAUUAUGGGUCUUUUAAAAAAAAUAAUUCGGAAACGAAAACGCUUACGAAUCGUUGUUUGCUCUGCUACGGUUGACGCAGAACAACUGAGAGAUUUUUUUAAUACAAAUACUACAAAAGAUUCGACGAAAGAUACUGCAGUGAUACUGACUGUUGAGGGAAGACUUUAUCCAGUUGAUAUUUUUUAUGUUAAAGAGCCGGUAGCAAAUUAUGUAACCAGCGUUGUGGAUACGGCAUUGAAAAUUCACGAAACCGAAGAAUCCGGCGAUAUUUUAGCAUUUCUUACAGGUUUAGACGAAGUAGAUCAAGCAGUUUCUCUUUUAUCAGAGCAUGCAAAGCUUAUAAAAGAAGGCAAGCAGAAACUUUUACCUCUGGCUAUGUACGGAUCCCUUCCGAACUCAGAACAACUAAAAGUAUUUUGGAGGGCUGCCAAAGACACUCGUAAAGUAAUCGUAGCGACAAACAUUGCAGAAACAUCGAUCACUAUUCCAAAUAUCGUUUACGUAAUCGAUUGCGGUUUUGUUAAAAUACCUUGGUAUGAGGUGGAAACCCAGACGAAUUCCCUAGUAAUUGUUCCUGUAUCAAAAGCGUCUGCUGAUCAACGAGCUGGUCGAGCAGGACGUGUUCGAACAGGGAAAGCAUAUAGAUUAUAUACGGAACAAGCGUAUUCUGAAUUGUUUGAAGCUACGCCACCAGAAAUGCAACGUUCAGAUCUAGCACCAGCUAUCUUACAAUUAAAAGCUUUAGGCAUUGAUAAUGUUCUGAGAUUCAACUUCCCUUCCGCGCCACCAAGCAAAAACCUUCUCACAGGAUUAGAAUUACUUUAUGCGUUAGGUGCGAUUGAUAGUAAUGGAGAAUUAACCGCACCGUUAGGUCUUACAAUGGCUGAAAUGCCUUUGGAACCCGUUCUAGCGAAAUCCCUUAUAGUAUCAGGAGAAAUGGAAUGCUCUGAAGAACUGUCGACGAUUCUAGCCAUGCUUCAGGUACAAAAUAUUUUUAUAAGACCGGCUGGAGGUCAAGCUGCUAUAAAAGCAAGAAUAGCGCAUAGAAAAUUCGAGGUCGAAGAGGGAGAUUUAUUAACGUUACUUAAUGUAUACACUGCUUAUGAGAAAAAUAAAACACCAAGUUGGUGUCAGAAACAAUUUCUUAACAAUAAGGCAUUGAGAAGGGCUACUGAAAUUCGAACGCAAAUGCAUCAUAUGAUGAGGCGACUGGAUAUACCAUUGAUUUCUUGUAAUGGAAAUGUACAGCAGAUAUUAAAAUGCUUGACAGCUGGUCUUUUUCCAAAAGCAGCAUAUUUACAUUAUACUGGAGUAUAUAAAACAGUACGCGGUAAUAAAGACUUGUAUAUACAUCCAAACAGUUGUUUGUAUACGCUACAACAGCCUCAGUGGUUGCUUUUCUGUGAAGUUUUACAAACAAACAAAACAUAUAUGAAGGAUAUAACUGUGAUACAACCAGAAUGGUUAUUAGAAUUAGCUCCUCAUUUUUACGAGAAGAAAUCCCUUGAACCUAUUUAAUACGAUUUUUGUAAAUAAUUAUGAUAAUAAAAAAGAGAAAAUUUA
Molecule: messenger RNA, 2375 nt
Organism: Megachile rotundata (alfalfa leafcutting bee)
Lineage: Eukaryota; Metazoa; Arthropoda; Insecta; Hymenoptera; Megachilidae
Product: putative ATP-dependent RNA helicase DHX35
Cellular component (GO): catalytic step 2 spliceosome; intracellular anatomical structure
Molecular function (GO): RNA binding; helicase activity; ATP binding
Source: RefSeq, a predicted model, not a curated record